Molecule: messenger RNA, 2854 nt
Organism: Coregonus clupeaformis (lake whitefish)
Lineage: Eukaryota; Metazoa; Chordata; Actinopteri; Salmoniformes; Salmonidae
Gene: gja1a
Product: gap junction protein alpha 1a
Exons: 2
Coding region: 231-1484 (417 amino acids)
Biological process (GO): heart development; cell-cell signaling
Cellular component (GO): connexin complex
Molecular function (GO): transmembrane transporter activity
Source: RefSeq, a predicted model, not a curated record
UCGUUUGCGAAUUAUUGAAGUUUGAAUGUCAGAAUGUCUGUCUAGAAAUGAUCUAAUCUCAAACCAAGUUGACCACAUUCCAGAACCUACUUUGGGCACAUCCAAAUCUUAAGAAAUGCUACAGCAUCAUCUCGACAAAAGUUUAGGUCAGAAAUCCGGUGACUUUUCUGUGUGCUGUCACAAACCACUCCGAUGGCAGCUUCUACAUUUUAAAAUGUGUACACAUACACAUGUUCACACAAUUCAUAGCCAAAAGCUAUUGCUUUAAUAGCAGGCUGGCUUUAAUCAUUUCAUGUUUUUCCACGCGUUAUACAUUUUCAAACAUUCGUCGACAUAGACCGUCUGGUCCCGUUAGCCAACUUGCUUUGGUGUAUUCCAGACUUGCCAUAUUCAGUAUGGGGGACUGGAGCGCUUUGGGAAAACUUCUGGACAAGGUGCAGGCAUACUCUACGGCGGGGGGAAAGUUGUGGCUCUCGGUCCUCUUCAUCUUCCGUAUCCUUGUCCUGGGUACAGCAGUUGAGUCUGCUUGGGGGGACGAGCAGUCAGCAUUUAAGUGCAAUACCCAGCAGCCCGGUUGUGAGAAUGUGUGUUACGACAAAUCAUUCCCCAUUUCCCACGUACGCUUCUGGGUACUUCAGAUUAUCUUUGUGUCCACGCCCACCCUCCUCUACCUGUGCCACAUUUUCUACCUGAUGCACAAGGAGGAGAAGCUCAUCCACAAAGAGCAGAGGCUGAGAGACAUUCAGAGCAAAGGGGGGGACGUGGAUGUUCCACUCAGGAAGAUAGAGCUGAAGAAGGUCAAAUAUGGCCUGGAGGAGCAUGGGAAAAUCAAAAUGAAGGGAGCCCUUCUGCAGACCUACAUUGGGAGCAUUUUGUUUAAGUCCAUCUUCGAGGUGGGCUUCUUGGUGAUCCAGUGGUACGUAUAUGGCUUCAGCCUGGCUGCCGUUUACGAAUGUGAGCGCUUCCCUUGCCCCCACAAGAUUGACUGUUUCCUCUCUCGCCCAACAGAGAAGACGGUCUUCAUAAUUUUCAUGUUGGUAGUAUCCCUGGUUUCUCUGGGAUUGAAUGUGAUUGAGUUGCUCUAUAUAUUUUUCAAGAGGAUAAAAGAUGGAAUCAAGAACCCAGAUAAUGAUUUCCACAAUAGUAUGCUCAGUCCCAGUACUAAAGAAAUGUUGUAUGUUUAUUACAAUGGUUGCCAAGCUCCCACUAUGUCAAACUUGGGCUACAACCUGGAUACGGCAGAAAAGACCAACUCCUGCUACAACUACAACAAGCAGGCCCAGGAGCAGAACUGGACCAAUUAUAAAACAGAACAGAACCAGUUAGACCAAAGAGGUACAAACAACUCCAACUGCCACACCCAAGGAUUUGACUACCCAGGAAAAAUGACUAUGGGAAAGGAGCUCCACCUCUUAAAACAGAUUGAGGUUCGCCCUAGCAGUCGGACUAGCAGCCGGGCAAGGCCGGACGAUCUGGACAUCUGACCAGACACCAAUUUCUGCUGGUUUGAGUCACCAGUAGUAAAGAAAGUAGGAGUUUGGUCCCUAUAGUCAAAUUAAUCACACAUUCCAUGUACAGUAUACUGUUCAUAAGACACUGAGGUGUGAAGUACUUACAUCAUUCUUGGUACAUUCCAUUUUUGAUAAUGACAGUGUUGAAAAGCUUUAUUUUUCAAACAAGAGGAUUGUAAAGUAAUACCCAAGAAAAUACUUCCUAUUUCCUAACAUUUCACCAUUAAUUUGCAUAAUAUUGAUUUGCUCUACUCAAAUAAUUGUUUUUGUUUUGAAGAAUGUCAUGCCAAAAUAAUUUUAGGGUCUAAUGAAUUAGUGAAUAUGUAUUUAUUUGAAGUUAUGAACAUUUGGUAGAAAGUAUCCCAUUUGUAUUGUACUAUGAUAUCCUGAUAGACUUUGAAUUGAUGCUGUGAUAGCACUCAUAUGUGUCACUUGUCUCCUUGCAAGUUGUCUAAUGUCUUAUUAUAUCUGCAGUGUAAAGAAUAUAUGCAGUGUAAAGAAUAUCUGCAGUGUAAAGAAGCAGUUUGAUUUAUCAUCUGCCAGGAAUAAACAUGAAUCUAUCAUGUAGCUGUAGUGUCAGAAAAAUAUGACAAAAGUUUACAUUACAGAAAGUGUGAAUCUAAGAAUCUAAUGUGUUGGCCAAGUUAAGCAGAAUUCCACAAAAUGAAUAGGGCUCUGUAACUCUCAAUCUGAGUCUCUACACGUUUGUUCCUUCCAAGCUCUGUCUCCCUAUGCCAAAUAAGAGCAAAGUUAGAGCAUCUUCAACCUAAAACCCACAGCUGCCUGUCUGGUGUUUACUUUAGCUUCAGUCCAGUAAGACAGAGUUGACCUAAUGUCAUAUGCAACAUUAGUUACAAAUGUAAUGCCUGUUGAUGUGAAUGAACAUUUGAAAAGGCUUAAGAGACUGAAAACUAAAUGAAGUGAAAUGAUCCAGCAAUUUCUCCACCCUCAAAGUUUCCUAUUUAUUCACAAAGCUAAAUAAAAACAUGUGUCUGGGCAAAGCUCCACUCACCACAUGUGGCAGGGGUGGAGAAAGGUAAAAAUGGCCUCGAGAGGCAAAGUCAUACUGUCUAAAAAGUACCCAGUAACACAUACCAUGAGAUGGGAUAACGUUUACACAUUACAUAAUGAAUUUAUGUAACAUAAAAAACAUUGCUCGUAUAACUCAGAACAAAAUGUUUGAAAUACACAGGAUAUUUGCAAUAAAACAUGAUUGCAAAAACCCUAAUAAUGUCUGGGUAGAUAAGCCUUCUUUCAUUGUUUUCUAAAUACAGGUUUACAUUUCAAUCAACUGUCUGUGUUUUAUACUGAAAUAUGUUUAAAAUAAAUCUGUUUUACUCUGA